Molecule: messenger RNA, 6536 nt
Organism: Amyelois transitella
Lineage: Eukaryota; Metazoa; Arthropoda; Insecta; Lepidoptera; Pyralidae
Gene: Hs6st
Product: heparan-sulfate 6-O-sulfotransferase 2
Exons: 8
Coding region: 244-1548 (434 amino acids)
Cellular component (GO): membrane
Molecular function (GO): heparan sulfate 6-sulfotransferase activity
Source: RefSeq, a predicted model, not a curated record
GUCUUUAUCUAGGUUGAUCGCUGGUGUUGUGAAUUUAUCUGUGUAUUUUCUGUGAGGGACGAAAAGAUUAAACAUUUUUAAGAGUUAUUAGUAAAAACAGUUAUAUUCGAAAUGCGAGGGACUAAGUAAUUAAUCGACGAACAUGUUAUUUUGGUUUUAUUGUUCUAAUUUUUAGGAGGGAUAGAUGUAGCAACAAUAUAAACAGUGAGUGUUCAGCCGAGGAUAUUUUUGUAAAAAUGAGACAUGCAUUCAUCCGAAAUGCAAAAAAGUGUAUCAGUGCAAGUAGAUAGUGAUUUCGCCUUGUUGUUGCCCAGCGGUGCCUAUGAAAUAAAAAAAAUGGAACCGAGGUCUAAGCUCCGCAGGGUGAUACUUUUCUGUUUACUACUUUCACUAUUUGGGAUGGUGGCUUUUGGAUACUUUUGCCCAGAUCAGGUGUGCGCCCUAUCAGCGCGGGAGCGUGUUUCCGAGUCCAUGGCUCUCACGUACGCAGAAGCCCCUGGUAGACCUCUGCCUGACGUCAUCGUCCAGCCAGGCCUGUCUUACGACGAGGUCCUCCACGAUGACUUCAGGUUCGACCUCAACGCUCACGACGUCAUGGUCUUCUUGCACAUACAGAAGACCGGUGGGACAUCGUUUGGGAAGCAUCUAGUCAUGGACUUGGAUUUAAAGAGGCCGUGCAACUGUCAGCGAGCGCGCAAACGUUGCCAUUGUUUUCGACCUCACAGCAACGAAAUAUGGCUCUUUUCGAGAUACUCUACCGGCUGGAAAUGUGGUCUCCAUGCAGAUUUCACCGAGCUAACGGCCUGCGUGGGCGGCGAGCUGGACCGCAACGAGGGUUCAGCUGUACACAGGAGAUACUUCUACAUCACCCUGCUUAGGGAACCCGUCUCUAGGUACCUGUCGGAGUAUAGGCACGUGAAACGCGGCGCCACGUGGAAGGGCUCUAGGCACUGGUGUCAAGGGCGCACUGCCACAGGAGCGGAAGUGCCCCCAUGCUACACUGGCGACUCCUGGCGCGGCGUGACCCUGGAAGAGUUCGCGGCUUGUCCCUGGAACCUGGCCAACAACAGACAGACCAGGAUGUUAGCGGACCUGGCCCUAGUCGGCUGCUACAACGGCACCCUGCGGCAUCGGACGGCUGACACAGACCGCGUGCUUCUAGCUUCAGCCAAGAGGAACCUGGCAGCGAUGGCUUACUUCGGCCUCACUGAGUUUCAAAAGAUAUCUCAGUACGUUUUCGAAGAAACGUUCAAUCUGCGGUUCGCUGUACCGUUUACGCAGCACAACGCGACAGUUUCGGGCGCCACGCUCGCGGCGCUGUCGCCCGCUCAGGUGGCCCACAUCAAGAGGCUCAACUCGUUAGACUUGGAGCUAUAUGAAUUUGCGAAGAAUCUAAUGUUUAAAAGAUUCGAAGCGUUGAAGAAACGUGAUUCCGACUUCGAUUUCCGAUGGCGGCACCUCGGCGAGGUGACCCGCACGGGGGUCACCGAGUUCGACUGGGACAGCAACCUGGAGGACGCCACAACGGAGAGGUACCGGGGCAAGUAAGCGUGACGUCACUAGUGCAUACUAGUCAUUGUAUAUACGUAAUGAUGCCGCUGUAUAAAUUGUAGUCGCAGGCCAGCGCGGGCCAGUAAAUUAAAUAUGGUUACCUACUUGACUUAUAAUAGGCAGCUUGUGGUACCAGGCAAUUCUAAUCUUAUUGUUAAAUUCGAUGGCACUGGCUCGGUGCCCCAGCGAUUGGCCCAAUGUGAACUGCAGCCGGUAAGAUGUUUUUACGAGGUAUUUGCAUAACGGCUUUGUUGGGAAGAAAUUUCGAUGAGUGAAUUUAAAAUAAUUAUUUAUAUUUUAUGUAAAUAAAUAUUAAUUUUGAUAAUAUGUUAUGUUUAUGGUCUAAUUUGGCCAGAAACCAGUGAGUUAUCAUAUUUAAUUAGUGUGGACAUUUUGCGAGAGGAUGUGUUACAUAUGUGUUGAAGUAAUGGAGGCAAUUCCCUUCUAAGUCAAAAUUCCUUCAGAAGAAAGAAUUCGAUCAGACACGAUCAUACACACAAGAAUGGCCUGAUCAGGGUUAGUUACAAGUAAAUGCCUCGUUGAAACAACAGUAUGAUCUUUUAUUGUAUCGAAGCGGUGUUACCUAUUGUAACCGCAAAAAUCAUCACAAUCAUAGGUAAGUAUAGUAGGUACAACUGUACAAACAGCAAAUGCCUUUAAUGUUUGUCUUUAUCGCCAUAUUGUUUGUAACGUCCAUACUGUAUUUAUUUUUAGCGGGUUAUGUUAUUUCACGGUACUAGCUAGAGUAUUAUUAAUAAGAUUUUAAAGUUCCAACAAUACCAUAGAUGUAAGAGUAAUUUUUGGUUUUCGUAAAUAAAUGAUUAUAAAGCUGAUAUUUUACACUGAUAGUGAUACUAUAGCAUUGGAUAUUAAAAAAUAUUUUCUAAUUGACAUAAUACAUAACUUUUAAAAAUGAAUUUGUAUUCUCUGAGUAUUUAAUAAUAAUCUGAUUGAAUUAAGGUCACACCUCGGUGUAACUUUAAUUUUAGAGAAAAUUUAUUUGUGUGUAUUAUAAAAUUGGUGUUGUAAGUCCAUCCCUUGUAAAUUAUAAAUCAUUGUUGUUGAGCGAAUGUUGUUGAUUGGAUCUUAGCGAGAAACAGGGUAGGUGUAACAGUUAUGAGCAAGCCCAACGAAGAGUUAUGUAGAUCUUAUGUAUUUAAUUGUACAGACAAUCUAGUUGUUAAUUAUAGCUUAGUCUUAUAAACAGCGUGGUUAAAUAGUCAGAUAAAAUGGUUUAUAUCGCCAUUUUGCGCUGUCGUUCUAAGUUUUAAUGUGUUCUUGGUAAUAUCUUCUCGGCUCACCUUAUUAUUGUGAGCUCAAACAAACUUAACGGAUACUGUUAAAACAAUGUAUGCAGUUGGUGUAAAUAGUUCAUGCAAUUUAAUAAAUAUUUUUUACUAUGUUUCCGUAUUCUUUGACGAUAACGUUCAUUUUACUGUGAGUAUAUUAAACUUUUAAAAAAUACUUUACAAUAUUUUAUUAUAACAUAAAGCAUUUAUAUUUGCUUCUUUAUAAGCAUAAAAUUAGUUUUAUGUAUUUUAUAUUUUGAAUAUAUUAAAAAAAAUAUGACUUAUUAAAAAUCAAAACAUUAAAUCGUUAGAAUUAACUUUGAGCCUUAGGACAAUACUUAAAUGUAGCUAUAUUGUCUUUAACAAAACCUUGUUAUCACUUGCUCAAACAUUUGUGGAUUAUAAGCAGCUGUAAUACUUAGUCAUUUUAACACCUGAUUCAUACCUAGAUACUCAUAUUCAUUAUGCUUAUAGAUAUUUUUUAAGAUUACAAAGAUAAUGAUUUUUAGAAAUGUUUAAUUACAAUGGACAUAAAAUUGUUAAUUUAAUUAGGAAGAAAAAAUAAUCAAAUUAUAGAUAUAAGUCGAAAUAUUUGUUGAUAAUUUUUAGUCUGACGAGUUUUUUGCUCUCUUACAAAUCAUUUACCCGAUUUAUUCACUUAGUCGCGAAAAGGAGUAAACUUCUACUGAGUCUCAAACGAUGUAAUGGCGUAUUUGGUCCCCUCGACGAAAAUAAGCCGAAAUAUGAAAACUUUACCUUAAUAAUCAUAAGAUAAUAUUAUGUAGUUGUGUAUCUAUAUAAAUCAAAUUUCGUAGAUGUUUGGUUUAUCUUCUUUUUAUACCACCUAAAAAUAAUGAAUUCAUCACAUUUCAGUUUCAAUUAAACGAAAAGCAGAGAACGGAUGGAUGCUAAAUUUAACAAAUUAUGGAACUAAAUAUUUUUUGUUAGUAAUUUAAAUACUUAAGUACAAGAGGACACUGACUAACAUAUCAACGCAUAACCCAAACCGCUGUGUCUAGAGAUUAGAAAUUUGGCACUAUGCACUAAGAGAGGAUUUCCCAAAAUUUCCACGGGAACAUAAAUUAACAGGAUAUUACGUUUAACGACGCCGGAGAUAUUGACGUAUUCUUGUUACUUAAAUGUUUCAUGUAUUUUCAUAAAUUUCCGACAAAAAAGGAUUACAAAUAAAGACAUUGCUUUUUAAUAAAUUACUUGUUUACCCUUAUUGCCUUACUAAUGCAACCGUUGUUUGCAAUACGGGUGCGUAGUAUUGUAGCAUGCCAAAAAUAUGGUUAUUUAUAGCGAGGUCCUUGCCCGCUUGUUUGUGGUGUAUAAAUAGCAUUUGUCUCUUUUUAACAAAACGUCAAAGUGAUUGAUGAAUGAAAUGAACUGUCAAAUGGUUUUUGUAAUUUCCAAAAUAAUAAAUUUAUCCAAAAUAAUAAAUAAUCUGAAAGAAACAAUAUCUAAAUGAUUUCUGUUGCAGCUACUUAGAUUGGGGGAUCUGAUUUGUGUCGUUUUUUUUAUCAAUUGUGUUUUUUAAAUCACGUGACACUGUUACUAAUACUUAUAAAUAUUACACCAGCAUAAAUUGUUUUUAGGAUCAGAGUCUUAUUACAAUUACAGUGUUAGUUUCAGGGUUACUUGAAUUUAAAACCGCCUCUCUCAACAUACAAACGACUUUUCCAUCCGUACUUAUAAUUAUAUUAAAAGGACCAUAACCUGAUAGAAAACUAGGUAGUUAGAUUCCGUAUGAAACCUAGUACAAGAAUCAACGUUUGAUAAUCUUAUUUUAAACAGUUUUUCAGUAUUCUAUUUUUGGUUUACAAAAAGAGCAUCAAUAUCCAACACUUCCGUAGUUUUUAUAUUCGGGCUUAUCAAGUUUUCAACUACUUUAAUAAUGGCAAUUCACAUGCUUAAUCAUUAAAUUCUAUUUUAAAUACUCUUCCAGCUACCAAUUACGACUGGACUACUCUUUUGAUAUCAAGAUCAUAACAUAUCAUAACGAUGCAUCUUAAAUAGUUUCACAGAAUAUAUUGUUGGUCGUAGUUGCUUUUUAUGGUUAAUACACAACUGGAAAUGUUUUAUCAUUACUGCCCGUCAUAAUUGUUGAUUAAGAACAACUGUUAUUAUAUGAGUCUUUAAAAGUUAUUUUUUUCUUAUGAAUAAAGUAUUUUUUUUAUAUUUGAUUGAAGAAUUUUAAAAUAAUAUUAAAACUAACAUAAACAAAGCAUAAGCUCUGAUAUUAUAGAUCAUUUCUUAAUUGAUCGAUUAUUUGCUUCUAAUUUAAAAAUAAUACCAAUUUGAUUCUUUUCUACAGUGAAAUAAGGAUAACAAUUGUCAGUUACAAAAUACGAGCAGGAAUGAUUUACGCACGUAUUCAAUUUAUCGAAAUCAUGUUUUGUAUCCCAAAUGUGAGCUUGUGAAAUUAUCUGAAUAUCUGUAAACAUUUUCGCUCGUGUUUUGGAAUUUCGGGCGUGAUAUAUUGUGCAUUAAAUUGGUUUUAUUUUUAUUCAUACAGAAUUCUUUUAUUUUGUGAUUUGAAUUACCUCAGCGUUGUCUUUUUGCAAAGAUUUUUUUUGCGGAAAUUUUGCCUAUUUAUUAUUUGUUUUGAAGACAAGGGCAGUUACGCUUUUCCAAAAAAACCUUAUUCGGAUAUUAAAUCUUGAAUUUGAUAUUGGAUAUAUUAUACAUAUCUCUAUAGUAGCAGCAAACUACGACAACUUAAAAAUAUGACUUGGUUGACUAGAUUUCUUUGUUUUUAAAUGCAGAUGUUCUGGUUCUAAAUAACUAAAUGUACUCAAUAAAAUAAAUUAAAUAAAUAUUUAAAGCGAUGGAAAAGUGUGUCUGUAUGUUGUGAGAUGUUUAAAGAGUCAAAAACAACUAAAUGACAAUAAAACACGCAUACAUUUCUCCUUUAAUUUGUUAUUCUGCUCAUAGAUUUCUAUGAAUUUGCUAUUUUUCUUUUAUCAUAUUUGGUUAUAUAUAUUUGACAAUAUGUCUUAUUAAGUUUAUCAUUUAUACAAUUUAGGUAUCGGCGAAGCUUUCUGUCUAUAUAUAUGUAUGUAUAUUUUUAUGUGUGUAUAGUAAUGCUAAGCCCUGUGAUAAAACUAUUUUUGCACCCAAGGUUUAUUUAAAACUUGACUUUUUAUGUAAAAUUACUACGUGCUUAGCUUUUGUAAUAUAAAGAAGUAUGAUUUAUCGAUUUAAUGUGUUUUUGGCGCAGGCCAGAUAGAAGACAAGACGACAUAUUUAUAGACAUUAUAAUUAAGAAGGCGGAAUUUUAAUAUAUAUAUAACAAGGUAUUCUUGUCCUUUUUGUUCCUUUUCUAUCACACUGAUAUUUUUAAUCAUUCCAAUAUUGUACUAAAACCAUCCAAAUUGGUAACAUAAAUUGGAACCUGUAAUACAUGUUAUCGGAAAAUUGUCUCUUAUCUAGCCUAUGUCAGCUUAUAAACGAUGGGUGCAGCCAUAAUGUAAGUUAGCCAUAACCACGCGAGGUUCGUGGUGACUCGAUAAUAAACUAGAUUACCUUAUCCUAGGCUAAGCUGUGUAUGUAUGUAUCUAUAGCACACCAGUCUGGUGCAGUACGUGUUGUCUAGUACCAAAUUUAGCGUUUAGUUUUUUAAGUUCCCGACUGAACCAAAAUAUAGAAUGUUAAUUUGUGUUACGAUCACAGUAAUAAAACAAUUGAAAAUUA